This is a messenger RNA of Octopus sinensis (East Asian common octopus), 1112 nucleotides long. Its product is annotated as peroxisome biogenesis factor 2. The transcript is spliced from 8 exons. The record is from RefSeq and is a predicted model, not a curated record. Gene Ontology annotation, cellular component: peroxisomal membrane. Lineage: Eukaryota; Metazoa; Mollusca; Cephalopoda; Octopoda; Octopodidae. Gene Ontology annotation, molecular function: zinc ion binding. Gene Ontology annotation, biological process: protein import into peroxisome matrix. Bases 108 to 1016 code for a protein of 302 amino acids.
CUUUGAAAAACAAUCCGACCCGGUAUUAAGUUCCACCGGAUACACGUCAACAUCGUUCACCGUUGUAUGGUUUGUUUCUCUAAGUUUACUUUCUUUACCGAUGGACGAUGGCAAGACCUGUCGACGCCUUAAGGAUCGCCCAGCUCGAUGCUCGGCAGCUGGACCAAGAACUCGUGUCACUUGUUCGAAAUCAAAUUGGUCGAAUAUUUGAAUACAACCAGUUGUCUUUGUUAACGAAACUGGAUCCAGAGAUAACAGCCUUACUCAAGUUUGUGAUAUGGAGAUUCUCCGUGUUUGCGACUGGCGCCUCGGUCGGCCAGCAGCUCCUCCGACUCACCUAUGCCAACGCCAGGGCCAAAGACAAAACCAAUCCUUGGAUGUCGAAGAAGCAGAAGCUGCUCCAUGGCUUCAUUCUGAUCAUCAUUCCUUGGCUCAAAGAACGGCUCAACUUGACCAUCGACAGUUUGGGUCUGUCCACGUCCAAGACUAAGGAAAAGAUAAACAAAUACCUCCAGUGGUGUGAGAAAUCCCUCAAAAUCGCUGCCCUCAUCAACUUUGCCCUCUUUCUGCAAUCGGGUUGUUAUUCGUCUCUCACUGAGCGAGUGUUGGGGAUUCGCUCCGUCCAUCCACAAAAGCAACUAAUACGACAGGUCUCCUUUGAUUAUUUAACACGAGAGAUAUUAUGGCAUGGAUUCUCAGAGUUUUUAUUCUUCCUUCUACCCUUAGUGAAUUUCCGUCGCAUGAAAAGUAUCCUAACAUACUACCUUCUGCCUCAGCCGCCGCCAGCUCAACCCAGUUCUCCAGACUCUCGGACAAUGGCAGAAUUGACCAAUUGUGCCAUAUGUGAUCUCGUUCCUCACAACCCACAUCAGAUUGGUUGUAGUCAUGUGUUCUGUUACUACUGUAUUUCGAGUAAUUUUUUAGCUGAUCCUCGUUAUGUGUGUCCAGUCUGUAAAAAAGCUGUGCUGAAUUUCACUCUGAUUUCCCCAGUUGACCUUACGGAGGAAUCUUCAUAACAUCUCCGAGUCAAAUUGCUUAAGAAAAUAAACAAACAAAAAAAAAAAUAUCCCAACAGGAAACCCAACAAAAAGAACAAUCAAAAAAACAUAAAC